Messenger RNA from Calliphora vicina (urban bluebottle blowfly), 1254 nucleotides. It is a transcript of the gene eIF2Bbeta, whose product is annotated as eukaryotic translation initiation factor 2B subunit beta. The coding region runs from base 90 to 1151 and encodes 353 amino acids. Gene Ontology annotation, biological process: translational initiation. Gene Ontology annotation, molecular function: guanyl-nucleotide exchange factor activity; translation initiation factor activity. The record is from RefSeq and is a predicted model, not a curated record. NCBI's taxonomy places the organism in Eukaryota, Metazoa, Arthropoda, Insecta, Diptera, Calliphoridae. The transcript has 6 exons. Gene Ontology annotation, cellular component: eukaryotic translation initiation factor 2B complex.
CAUUUUUUUCCCAACUUUCUCACAAAUUGCGUGGACAAUUUGCUUUUUUUAUUAAUUUCUUGCAAUAAAACUAAACUAUAAAUAUAAAAAUGAAAGAACUACCACUGCCAGAGGUACAACAAUUAAUACAUGAUAUUAAAUUGAAAAAAGUCGAUGGCUCAUUUAAUAUAACCACAAAAUCGUUGGAAUUAUUCAAAAAUUUAAUAUUGAAUACCAAAUGGCAACAUGCAGAGGAACUAAUGAAAAUCAUACGUAGUCAGGGUCAUAUUUUGCAAUCGGCUUUGCCACAAGAGACUGUGGCCGCUAAUAUGACCCGUAGACUGUUAAAGAUUAUAAGAGAGGAAUUUGAUGUUUUACAGGCAAAGGUCCACCAUUUUGCUGAUGAUUCUCAGGCCACCUUAUCACUACACAAAUUGGUAACACAAACCAGUGAAUGUGAUAUUUGUGUUGAUUACGCCAAGCCAACAUCGGGACUGAAAGAUGCUCUGUUAGAUAAUUUGCAAGAAAUUGAAACGGAAUUGGAAACAAGCUGUGAAAGUAUUUGUGCUCAGGCUGAACAACACAUACACUCGACCGAAGUGAUACUAACAUUGGGACACUCGAGAAGUGUGGAACAUUUCUUAAAGAGAGCCAUCAAAAAGAGACAAUCGUUAACCAUAAUUAUUGCAGAAUGUGCACCAGCUUGUAGAGGUCACAAUUUGGCCGCCAGCUUGGCCAGCAACAGUGUGGAAAUUAUUGUCAUUCCCGAUUCGGCCAUAUUUGCCAUGAUGUCGCGUGUAAAUAAAGUCAUUAUUGGCACACAUAGUGUUUUGGCCAAUGGCGGACUUAGAGCAGCCUGUGGUUCAUAUACUGUGGCUUUAGCAGCUAAAUAUUACUCAGUUCCUGUUAUUGUUUUGGCUCCCAUGUAUAAAUUGGCUCCCGUACAUUUGUGUUCCUAUGAACAAGAUGCUUUUAAUUCACUGGGCUGUGCCGAGGGGGUAUUGCCCUAUGAUUCGUCUGCGGCUCGUUGUGCCAAAAUCUACAGUCCCAUCUUUGAUUAUGUGCCUCCAGAACUAGUGACUUUGUUUAUAUCAAAUACUGGUGGCCAUGCACCCUCUUAUGUUUAUCGUUUACUUACUGAACUUUAUCAUCCUGAGGAUUAUGAAAUUUAAAAAAAACAACUGUUCUUUUUGUUUCUUCGUAAAUAAAACAAAUCAAAUUUGUAAUGAAAUGAAUGCAAAGUUAUGCAUUUGUUCAAAGUUUUGUAAAUUUAAA